UGUAAACAAUAACAAUUUUUAAUGUCAGCGAAGUGUCAAGUAUACAUGUGGGAUCCUUUUAACUAAGUUUAAUUAAUUUGUUGAAAUAAAAUGGGCAAGCAAAAGAAAACACGUAAAAUACAAAAACAACGUACAUCGAAACUGAAACGUUUAUUAAAGCCUACUGAUCAACGGAUUAAAGAAGGGAUACGGAAGACACGUAAAAAGCCAAUAGAUCCACACGCUUUGAAAGUACACAAUGUUCAACAACAAAGUUCCGCACUGUUUUUCCAAUAUAAUACACAACUGGGUCCACCAUAUCACAUUAUCCUCGACACAAAUUUCAUCAACUUCAGCAUUAAAAACAAACUGGAUAUCAUUCAGGGCAUGAUGGACUGCUUAUACGCCAAAUGCAUCCCCUAUAUCUCAGAUUGUGUUCGUGCCGAGUUAGAAAAGCUAGGAAGUCGUUAUAAAUUAGCGCUGCGCAUAAUUUCUGAUCCACGCUUUGAACGUUUACCCUGCCUACAUAAGGGAACAUAUGCCGAUGACUGUUUAGUAGAGCGAGUUCGCCAACAUAAAUGCUAUAUAGUAGCAACCAACGACAAGGAUUUGAAAAAUCGUAUACGCAAAAUUCCAGGUGUACCUAUUAUGUACGUAGCUGCGCACAAAUAUGCCAUAGAACGUAUGCCGGAAGCGUACGGUGUAAAAGCGUAAUAUUUAUUAGUUUUUGAGUAGUAGUUAGUUAGGUUAAAUUGCAGUUUUAUAAUUUAUAAACUAUAUGCUGUAUGUAAUUAUCACAAUCUGAACAUAACUGAAUAAGAAAGAAACACACAAAAA
Molecule: messenger RNA, 816 nt
Organism: Bactrocera neohumeralis
Lineage: Eukaryota; Metazoa; Arthropoda; Insecta; Diptera; Tephritidae
Gene: Bka
Product: rRNA-processing protein FCF1 homolog
Exons: 2
Coding region: 91-693 (200 amino acids)
Cellular component (GO): nucleolus; small-subunit processome
Source: RefSeq, a predicted model, not a curated record